Messenger RNA from Penicillium vulpinum, 738 nucleotides. Its product is annotated as DNA-directed RNA polymerase III subunit C31. Gene Ontology annotation, biological process: transcription by RNA polymerase III. The coding region runs from base 1 to 738 and encodes 245 amino acids. The transcript is spliced from 3 exons. The record is from RefSeq and is a predicted model, not a curated record. Gene Ontology annotation, cellular component: RNA polymerase III complex. Lineage: Eukaryota; Fungi; Ascomycota; Eurotiomycetes; Eurotiales; Aspergillaceae.
AUGUCGCGUCGUGGGGCGCCAAAGGGCAAGAAGCCCCCGGGUACAGAGUUUACUUGGGAUGCCGACCCUGGUGGGGAGCCAGACACAGCUCCAACGCCGUUGUACCCUAAAUACACUGUCCCCUUUGCUCGAAAGUUGAGCCCCGCAGAACAAACCCAGGUAGACUACUACCGAGAAUUGCGCGAAAGCUUUCACGAGGGCCCCUUUUACUCUGUUCUUGAUGCGUCAUCCUCCAACGCCAAGAAAGGCAGCGCUGCGCGCGCCAACUUUGACGCUUUCCACGGCAUGCCCACUUAUUCCGGCCGUUAUCAGAAGAAACGGCGCACCCUCCCCAAGAUCACCGGACGCUCUUAUUUCUUGAAAUUCUUCCCCCGCGAGCUAUGGCAAACCCUUCAGCCAAACUUCCGACCCGACGCGUCCCUAGAUGGUUACCAGGCCCAGGCUUCAGUCGCUGGAGUGAAGCGUGGUUUCGAAGACGAAGAAGACGAAGCUGGGCCUUCGAAGCGCACGGCUGGCGGCGAUGACGACGAGGAUGAGGGCGAUGCAGAUGCAGAUGCAGAUGAAGCCGCAUUGAUUGAUGGAGAUGAUGAACAGGAAGAGGAACUUAUGGAUGACGAUUUCUCUGAAGAUGAUGAUGAAAUGGGCGGCGAUUACAAUGCCGAACAGUACUUCGACGACGGAGAAGAUGAUAUGGGUGAUGAAGACGGUGGCGGCGGUGGCGGCGACGAUGACUUCUGA